CUUCUUUUUUGUGUUCAUCGUUCUCGGUAACCUAUCUCCCUCCUCGCCGUUCUCGCGUUCUUCUUCCUCCUCCUCCCUCGCGCUCUGCGACCUGCUCGUGCUCGAUCGAUCGAGAGACGGCGAGGGCGACGUCCCGCCAUGGGGUACACGAAGGACCAGUUGCUCACUCGCCUACAGGAGCUUCAGAUUGAGUUCUCGAAGUAUGAGCAUCCUGUCGUUUUGACUGUUGAGGCUCAGGCAAAACAUGUUGGGAAUGUCGGUGCUGCGCUCAGUAAGAACUUGUUCUUGAAGGACAAGAAACAAAGGUUCUACAUUGUCUCUGCUCUUGCUGAUACUAAAGUAGAUCUGAAAGUUCUGUCACAACGGCUUGGUUUGGGAAAAGGAGGUUUGAGAAUGGCACCAGAAGAAGCAUUAGGUGAGAUACUUCAGGUGCCUCUUGGUUGUGUGACUCCUUUUGCCUUAGUAAAUGAAUCGGCAAGUCAUGUCUCGUUGCUGCUUGAUCAGGGAUUCAAGUCCCAACAGGGUUGCCUCUUUCAUCCGCUGUCGAAUGACACGUCAAUAUCUCUUAAUACCUUCAGUCUCGACAUGUUUCUGAAAUCAAUUGGAAGAGAUCCCUCAUAUGUUGAUCUUGAGGCUAACCCCAAAGUAGGGAAGGAUCAGCCACCCGAUUUGGCUGCUCUUGUUCCGUCUGACUCCAUUGUCUUGCCAGAAUUUGCCGAAGGAGAACUUCCUUCAAAACCUUCCAAUGAGAAUCAUGCUGCGACAGAUGUUAAGCCAAAGGCAGUUAAAGCCAAGGCUGUUAAGACACCUGCUACUGCUGAAAAGGUCAAGGAUAAACCUUCUACAGAAGUGCUUCCAUCCAUCUCCUUCACUGACGCAGGGCAGUUUGUGGAAGAAAUUCUAGAAAAGACGUCAGCUAUAAUACUUUCAGAGAUUCGGGAGGACACUGUUAGGCAACAUGGAGAACAAUUGGGAGCAGUGGUUUCGGAUACCCUCAGAAAGCGUCUGAGCUCUGAGUUGAAAAACCUCGCUAUUAUGUUCAAGAAUACUGCUUAUACGGAAGGUUUCCAUGCCGGUACUCGUCACUAACCAAAGCGUCCCUGAGCUUCGUUAGUUAGUCACUCUGAUGGUUUCCGAACUUCGUCGAUACUUGAAUGUCAUUACCCCGAAUGUGCUAAUUGUGACACAUUUCUCUUCGUUAGUUGCGUACCGGUCAUCGAAAUAUAUGGCUGAUAAUGCAGCCUAAUAGCGAGCUAAUCUUGUUUCCGUUGAUCUACAAUGGGAUUGCGUGUGUUCGAA
Molecule: messenger RNA, 1299 nt
Organism: Syzygium oleosum
Lineage: Eukaryota; Viridiplantae; Streptophyta; Magnoliopsida; Myrtales; Myrtaceae
Exons: 12
Coding region: 139-1089 (316 amino acids)
Molecular function (GO): aminoacyl-tRNA deacylase activity
Source: RefSeq, a predicted model, not a curated record